Messenger RNA from Chrysochloris asiatica (Cape golden mole), 589 nucleotides. It is a transcript of the gene CEP19, whose product is annotated as centrosomal protein 19kDa. NCBI's taxonomy places the organism in Eukaryota, Metazoa, Chordata, Mammalia, Afrosoricida, Chrysochloridae. Gene Ontology annotation, biological process: microtubule anchoring at centrosome; trans-Golgi to periciliary membrane compartment transport. The transcript is spliced from 2 exons. The record is from RefSeq and is a predicted model, not a curated record. The coding region runs from base 71 to 562 and encodes 163 amino acids. Gene Ontology annotation, cellular component: ciliary basal body; centriole; centrosome.
CAGGAAGUCAUUAUGUGACUAACACAUUUUCAUCAGAUUUCCUCUGAUUUUCCCUGCAGUAUACAUAGGAAUGAUGUGUACUGCCAAGAAAUGCGGAAUUAGAUUCCAGCCUCCAGCUAUCAUCCUAAUCUAUGACGGUGAAGUCAAGGGAAAGAGUCGGCAGCGGAUCAUGCCAGUCCGAAACUUUUCAAAGUUUUCAGACUGCAACAGAGCUGCUGAGCAACUAAAGAAUAACCCCCGUCACAAGAGUUACCUGGAACAAGUAUCUCUGAGGCAACUAGAGAAGUUAUUCUGUUUUUUACGAGGUUACUUGCAGGGGCAGAGUUUGACAGAAACAAUGGAACAAAUUCAACAGGAAAGAACCAUUGAUCCCGAGGAAGACCUGAACAAACUAGAUGACAAGGAACUUGCUAAAAGGAAGAGCAUCAUGGAUGAACUUUUUGAGAAAAAUCAGAAGAAAAAGGAUGAUCCAAAUUUUGUUUAUGACAUUGAAGUUGAGUUUCCAGAGGAUGAACAACUACAGUCCUGUGGCUGGGACACAGAGUCAGCUGAUGAGUUCUGAUACUAAGCACUCACAGAAUUUAUUGGG